AUGAUAAAAAUUGUUCAGGUUUGCAGAGGAAUGAGGUUAGUUUCCUAAUAAUACUUCUAAUACUCCAAGUCUGUUUAAUUAAAGUCAAGUGAAACAAUUGGAGAAGGACUCUAUACUCAAUAGCUCUUUACAGGGUGUUUAGCAGAGUACGCUUAUUAUAUAGAAUCAAAUAAGGAGGCCAUCAUCAUAGAUCCCUUAAGAGAUAUUCAACCCUAUAUAGACCUUGCAAAAGAGAGAGGAGCAACAAUUAAAUAUGUUCUAUUAACUCACUUCCAUGCUGAUUUUGUAGCUGGUCAUGUGAGUCUAAAAAAUUAAACAGGAGCUUAAGUGAUAAUGGGACCUAAUGCAGAAGCUCCUUUCAUCAAUAAAACAAUGAAAGAUGGAGAAAUGCUACAUUUUGGAUAAAUAAAGAUUCAGGCCCUUCAUACACCAGGUCAUACAUAAGAGUCCACAUGCUUUUUGUUGCAUGAUAGAACUGGUAAAAAACAUAGUUUAUUCACUGGAGAUACUUUAUUCUUGGGAGAGGUAGGCAGACCUGAUUUGGCAGUAAAGACUGAUUUGAGUCAAUAUGAUUUGGCGAUUAUGUUAUUCAAAUCUUUAAGAGAGAAACUAAUGCCAUUGCCAGAUGAUGUAUUUGUGUAUCCUGGGCAUGGUUAAGGUUCAGCCUGUGGAAAGAAUAUUUCAUCAGGUUAUUAUUGCACUAUGGGGAAUUAAAAGAAGAAUAAUUAUGCGCUUUAGCCUAUGGAUUACGAGACAUUUGUUACGGAAGUAGUGAGGGAUUUACCUAAACCUCCUCAAUAUUUCUUUUAUAACGCUGGGUUGAAUAAGAAUACUUUUACUUCAGAUUUAAAUGAGAUUCUAAAGAAGUCAAAUAAAAAAUUAUCACCACAAGAUGCAAAAUUAACAAAGACAGCUUAAAUUAUUGAUUCUAGAAAUUCAAUUGCUGAAGGAUUUAUUCCAGGAUCUAUCAAUGUUCCAUUACAAAUUCCUUUUGCUCAUUGGGUUGGAACUUUAUUGCCUCAUAAUAAAGAAGUUAUUAUAGUAUGUGAAAAAGGUACAGAGGAACAAACUAUUAUGAGAUUAUCAAGAAUAGGUUAUGAUAAUAUAUUAGGAUACAUGUAUUUUGAAGAAUGGUAAUAGGCUGGAGAAAUAAUAACCAAACCAACUGAAUUAGAAAAACAGGCUUUAUUGAAUAUCUCGCAAUAGGGUUCAGAAUAGAUUAUUGAUGUUAGAUCUUUUGAAGAGUGGAGAAAGGGUAAAUUAGACACUGCUAAAUUUUUUCCUCUUAACGAACUAUUGAGUAAUAUGGAAAGACUAAAUAAAAAUUAGUAAAUUAAUAUUUAUUGUGGAACAGGAUAAAGAGCAAAAAUUGCAUGUACUUUAUUGAUAGCUAAUGGAUUUAAAAAUGUAUAAUAUUGUAAAGUUGGGUAUGAUGAGAUUAUAAAACCAUGA
Messenger RNA from Paramecium tetraurelia, 1452 nucleotides. RefSeq lists its product as uncharacterized. NCBI's taxonomy places the organism in Eukaryota, Ciliophora, Oligohymenophorea, Peniculida, Parameciidae. Gene Ontology annotation, biological process: hydrogen sulfide metabolic process; glutathione metabolic process. The record is from RefSeq and is a predicted model, not a curated record. The transcript has 3 exons. Gene Ontology annotation, molecular function: sulfur dioxygenase activity.